Messenger RNA from Parastagonospora nodorum SN15, 1437 nucleotides. RefSeq lists its product as hypothetical. Bases 1 to 1437 code for a protein of 478 amino acids. The transcript is spliced from 3 exons. The record is from RefSeq and is a predicted model, not a curated record. NCBI's taxonomy places the organism in Eukaryota, Fungi, Ascomycota, Dothideomycetes, Pleosporales, Phaeosphaeriaceae.
AUGAGAGAGCAAAGCGCCCCGUACACGCCACCUCUCGACCGGAAAAAGAUCGGGCAGUGGCGUAGCAAUCUUCAGUCUAGAGAAAAAGAGAUCUGUCAGCCGAGAGAUGAUUCACACUCGGAAGUGCUAGCGCCUCAACACGAGAAAGAUGGCAAGCCCAGCGUCGAGUCGGCUGCCAAGGACUGGUGCUCAAAGGUGGAUGGAAAAACGUUGGGAGACACCCCGGAAUUUCAAUUCAACAAGUACAAGUUCAGUACUUUCUGGCUUUCGGCAUCGCUCCGCAAGGAUGCACCGGCGAAUCUUAAAUGCGGAAAGGAUGCAAAGAUCAAGAAAGACGACUGCAUCAAAACUAUCGAUACCGCGAUGGCAAGAUGCGAGCCCUAUCAGCAGUUCACACAUGGGGCAUCCCUAGCUAAAGGGUGCAUUUUCUAUAAUGUCACCUUGAACGGCGAAAGUAAUUCUGGGAGCCCACCUUGGGCGCCAAGUCAGGACAAACCAUCAUGCGACUCCAAGAUCUCUGACAUAACCAAUACCUUCUUCAAGAGCCUGUACCCUGCGUUCUGCAAGCAGAUAAAAAAUGGCGCAGCCUUGAAGAAGACAUUGACCAGUGCUGAUAUCAAAACUUCCGGGUCUCGCAAACGUACUCCACCACCGAGUCCGAAAUCUUUCCAAGGGUACAAGUUCAAUUUUGAAUUCAGUGGCGGUAACAGUGGCUGCAAGAAGACCUGUGAAGAGGCAUACGCAGAUUUGAACUCUGCAUGUGGGCGUGAAGGUACUACAAUGAAGCAGAAAGGACAGUUCGACGUCGGAUGCGGCAAAUAUUCGUACUCCAUAGAACAACCUCCACCAAAACAACCAACGACUUGCAAGCCGAGGGGAUCUACCAAGGAAGACAUGAGAAGCCUCUGGCGAGAUCCAUGGGCCGGUUACCCUAAGAACACCUUCCAAGCGGCAUCACACCAAUACUGCAAUGGGGGUUGGGACUGGGUAGGCAAGGUCGACAAAGAAUGGUCAACCGACAACUAUUUUUGGAUCGAUUCGGCUACCAUUAAUCCGAAGACCAAUUUACCGGAGUACUGCAUGGGUGCAGCCAUAGGCGACAUGUCUCAAUGGUCACCCAACCCAGUAAACUGCAAGAGCCGAGGAAUGCGGGGAGGCAAUGUCAAGAUCAACCUCCAUAUCCAACCCGCAGUCGAUCAAACAGGUUGCAAGCCCUUGAAAGACCAUAAGAUUCCCAAAGGCCCAGAGUGUACCAAAAUCUUCGAUGCAGUAGCCGAUGACUGUAUCAAGGGAGCGAAAAACGAUGGGCCUGGAGGCUAUUACUUGGAGAAGUCGGACGAUGGUUGCUGGGAAUGGUGGAUUCAUGGUUUGGAUAUAAGAUAUGCGGGAGCUUCUCCGCCAGAAACCUUCCCCUUGCAAGAACCGGUUGAGGAUUAG